This is a messenger RNA of Astyanax mexicanus (Mexican tetra), 3681 nucleotides long. RefSeq names its product prickle homolog 2b (gene prickle2b). Gene Ontology annotation, molecular function: zinc ion binding. The transcript is spliced from 9 exons. Lineage: Eukaryota; Metazoa; Chordata; Actinopteri; Characiformes; Acestrorhamphidae. Bases 320 to 3037 code for a protein of 905 amino acids. The record is from RefSeq and is a predicted model, not a curated record.
GACUGUACUGAUUGUACUGUUUGAGUCAUUCCUCGUGCGUUAUGUUUGGAUCUAGGUGAGUUAGGAACUGAUAGCCAAUCCCGGUGUCGGGGGCGGAGCUUUAGGGAACACGGGUGGGGUAAAAAAAAAAAAAAAAAAAAAAGCAGCUCGAGCGGUGAUGGCCCGGGACGCUUCGGACUCCCGCGAGCAGCUCGUUCACUGACCGGCCACUGGAGCUUUGCCUUCGCGCCCCCUCGCUGUUUCACCCGGACCCCCAGACCACCCAGAUCAUCCAGACCUCCAGAUCAUUCAGAUCACCCAGAUCAGCUCCUGCUCGGUCAUGUUCACCCGCAGCUCUAAGAAGAGAAACUCCAGUCAGUCGCCUACUGCACUAGAUGACCCGGAAAGAGGCCAGCCCUGUAAUGUGUGUGGAGAGCAGUGUCCUGGCUUUGUUGUGCAUAAAUGGAGAAAGAUCUGUCUGCACUGUAAGUGUCCUCGUGAGGAUCAUGUUGUGACGGUCAUGCCUCUGGAGAUGGAGAAGACCGUGACCAAGCUGAUGUACGACUUUCAGAGGAACUCCACGUCUGACGAUGACUCGGGCUGCGCUCUGGAGGAGUACGCCUGGGUGCCUCCCGGCCUCAAACCUGAACAGGUGCAUCAGUAUUACAGCUCCAUCCCAGAGGACAAGGUACCAUAUGUGAACAGCCCUGGAGAGAAACACCGUAUCAAGCAGCUCCUGCACCAGCUACCCCCCCACGACAAUGAGGUGCGGUACUGUAACUCUCUGGACGAUGAGGAGAAGAGGGAGCUGAAGCUGUUCAGUAAUCAGAGGAAGAGAGAGAACCUGGGCCGAGGAAACGUCCGCCCGUUCCCCGUCACCAUGACCGGAGCCAUCUGUGAACAGUGCGGUGGUCAAAUUAACGGUGGUGACAUUGCCGUCUUCGCGUCUCGGGCGGGUCACGGCGUGUGUUGGCAUCCUCAGUGUUUUGUGUGCAGUAUGUGUGAUGAGCUGCUGGUGGACCUCAUCUACUUCUACCAUGACGGGAAGAUCUACUGUGGCCGACAUCACGCCGAGAGGCUUAAACCCCGCUGCUCGGCCUGCGACGAGAUCAUCCUAGCAGACGAGUGCACGGAAGCAGAAGGCAGGCACUGGCACAUGAAGCACUUCUGCUGUUUCGAGUGCGAGACGGUCUUGGGGGGUCAGCGCUACAUCAUGAAGGAGGGCCGGCCAUAUUGCUGCAGCUGUUUCGAGUCGCUCUACGCGGAAUACUGCGACUCCUGUGGCGAACACAUUGGUAUUGACCAAGGCCAGAUGACUUAUGACGGUCAGCACUGGCAUGCCACCGAGUCCUGCUUUUGCUGCGCCCGCUGCAAGAAGUCCCUCCUUGGUCGUCCAUUCCUGCCCAAACAGGGCCAGAUCUUCUGCUCGCGGGCAUGCAGCGUCGGGGAGGAUGCCAAUGGUUCAGACUCCUCUGAUUCAGCGUUCCAGAACGCCCGUACCCGCGAGGCCCGCCGGAGCAGCUCCAAAUCUAGCAAGACCAGCUGCAGUGGAGGUGGUGGAGGAGGAGGAGGAGGAAGUGGUGGGAAGAGCUCUACUGCCCGCUAUUCUACCGACGUGGACCCUCUGUCCCUACAGAUGGACCUCCUGAGUCUGUCUAGUCAAACCCCCAGCCUGUCCCGAGAUCCGCCCUCCUGGAAGAACCAGAACGAAAUGUAUGGCUACGAAAGCCGCAAUGAACCCUCCCCCACCCCGCUCCAACUGCUGAGUCAGUGCAACAUCCGGACAUCCUAUUCCCCCAACCCUUCCCCCGGGCACCCUCAGGACAACCGGCCUAAAGAGCUGGCACCACCCAAGAAACCAUCUAUAUCUGCCCUGAAGGGGCAUUCCUUUAACGAGAACUGGUUCCAGCCAGAGACAGAAGACUAUUACCCACCCAAACUGAAGCCGCAGGCUAGCUUUAACGAGUUGCCGGCCAAUGGCUUUAUGGACAAACGCUCUAUCAGCUUGCAUGUGUUCCAGAGGGAAAGGGAACGGGAUGUAGGACCACAGGUGGGUCGCAGCAGGAACCCUAUCAGCGCACUUAACUUCAGCGAACAGCUCACACCACUGGAGCAAACACCACGGGGUUCCAUGGAGUCACUGGCGUUGUCCAAUGCUACAGGUACUUCUGCAGAUGGUGGUGGCAAGAGACAGGAGCACCUUUCUCGUUUCUCCAUGCCAGACCUCAGCAAGGACUCUGGCAUGAAUGUCUCUGAAAAGAGCAACAUGGGAACUCUUAACUCUUCUGUCCAGUUCCACAGCUCAGAGUCUCUCCGCAGCCUCAACACUGGUCAGCCUUACCUGGAGAUGGAUCCACCUGUGCAAGUGAAGUACCCGCUACCCUACACACAGGAACUACCUGGAAUGACCGCCCUGCCAUCUGGUUUCACCUAUCAGGAGGAAGACAGGGCAAGUUUGGCUCGGAAUUCUAACAAUGCCCGCCUACCACCCAUGAGCGAACGGACUCACAGACGUGCUGCUGAUACGUCGCACCUGGAGGAGCCGCGAAGAAAGCACCACUAUCAUCGCUCGCGCCGUUCAAGACGUUCCCGAUCUGAAAAUGCCCUGAACCUGGCAGCCGAGAGGCGCCCGGCAUUUCCAGAACGAUCGCAGCCACGAGUCCGUGAGGAUUAUGAUAGAUUCCCGCCUCCACGUGGACCGAGAGACUCUUUGGAUGCCCGGUCAAGACAGCAGUCCUUCAGGCCGUGCCCUCGGACAACUUCAGACCUCACGCUCCAGAACCCCACACCACGUCGCCACCUGGGCCAGUACGGCUGGGACCAGUAUGAUUACGACGACGACUGGUGCUCCACCUGCUCUUCUUCGUCCGAGUCUGAGGACGAAGGCUACUUCUUGGGAGAGCCUAUUCCCAAGCCGGUACACUUGAGGUACAUGAACAGUGAGGACUUGCUGCACAAGUACAACACUUCCGGACUUACAGGAUCUGGGCAUUUGGGCAGCCGAGGACAGUUACACACUCGCAAGCGCAGGAAAAGCAAGAACUGCAUUAUAUCCUAAUACCGAGCCCAGAGGGACUACAUUUCUUGCACAAUAAUAAGAAUUCACCUCUUCCCCUUCCAACACUUCCCCAACUUUCCCAAUCAAGUAUUGUGAGGUUGUUAAUGAGUGAUCUGCAGUAAUUCCAGUAGUGUCGCAUUGCACAUGCUUCUGCAUGGUUUUCGUCUUCUUCUUCUUUGAUAUCUGCAAAUAAUCCCAUGAGUACACUAGUGCAUCCAAAAUCCGAGAUACCAAGCCUACCACCCCCCACACCCCACCCCUCUUUAUUGCGGAAGCCAAUGUGCAAGCAGUUGUGCUUCAUUUAACCUGUUCAUAGCCAGCACAGUAUGAGUUUUGAGUAUGGUGCCGCUUUUUACUUUCAUUGCAGUGUGUUUCUAUUACGGUUAACAGUUUAUUCAGUAACUACAAGGUGUAUAUUAAUAAAAGAACGAAUUAAUAAAUUGUUCACUAAAUUAAAGAUGUAAAGUAAAUAAAAUGUAAAAAUGUUGUAAAAAUGAUGUAUCACAUAUUUUUAUAUUUUGUAUUAAUAGAAGCAAUUAUGAAUUGAGUAUAAUGUAGAGAGUAUAAUGACUAGGAACGCAUGCACGUUAAUUUGCUUUUUGUUUUGUCUUGUAUUUGAGAUUAAAAGAGUAUUGCGAUGAGCA